Stegastes partitus (bicolor damselfish) is the source of this 6460-nucleotide messenger RNA. It is a transcript of the gene map1sa, whose product is annotated as microtubule-associated protein 1Sa. Gene Ontology annotation, molecular function: microtubule binding; actin binding. The record is from RefSeq and is a predicted model, not a curated record. The coding region runs from base 1 to 4023 and encodes 1340 amino acids. NCBI's taxonomy places the organism in Eukaryota, Metazoa, Chordata, Actinopteri, Pomacentridae. The transcript has 7 exons. Gene Ontology annotation, biological process: axonogenesis; dendrite development; regulation of microtubule depolymerization. Gene Ontology annotation, cellular component: microtubule associated complex; neuronal cell body; synapse.
AUGAUGGCGGCGGAGCGGGGCGGCGGUCCCGGUUCUUCUCCUCCCGGCUCGUCGGGGCCUGCGGCGGCGGAACACUCGGUGGUGGUGGUGGUUGGAGCGCUGCGGCCCGCCGGGCUGCUGGAGCGAGUGCUGCGGCAGGUAGACUCAGGUGUGCGCUGUUGGCCCGUGGAUCUGGAUGUUUCGGUUCUGGAUCAGCAACUGAAGCUCUUCGUGUCCAGACACUCAGCUUUCCUCUCAGAACAUGUUCCAGGUCAGCGGACUCUGCAGCACAGCGGGGAUGUUCUGGACACUCAGGUUUUGGUGAAUCCAGCACACGACUUGGUCUGUUCAGAGGUUCGGCGUCUGAUCUGCGACUCGUCUCGGCACAAACUGCUGGUUCUGGCGGGUCAGUGUGUGGAGGACUGUGGAGACAUUGUGCUACAGAAAGGCUGCUUCUCCCUCAGAGACUUGAUCCACAUCUUCUCAGAUGAGGAGGUUACAGAGCAGCUGAACUCGGCUGACCCAGCGCUGAAGGCCAGCCUCACCCUCUGCUGUCCAGACUUGGGUCUUUGGAAGGACUCGGUGCUGCAGAACCACAACCUGCAGGUCCUUAUGAACAUUCGGAUCAACCCGCCUGUGGUUCUGCCUGAGAUGGAGGGUCUGCAGGAGUUCACCGAGUACCUGUCUGAAGCUCUGGAGCCUGAGUCGCCCUUUGACCUGCUGGAGCCGCCCAGCACUGUGGGCUUCCUGAAGCUGUCCCGGCCCUGCUGCUACAUUUUCCCCGGUGGGAGGGGAGACUCUGCCUUUUUUGCUGUUAACGGUUUUAACAUUUUGGUCAACGGCGGCUCUGAUCCCCGCUCCUGCUUCUGGAAACUGGUCCGACACCUGGACAGGAUCGACUCAGUGCUCCUGACUCACAUUGGCGUGGACAACCUGCCAGGGCUGAACAGUCUGCUGCUGAGGAAAGUGGCCGAGCAGGACGAGGACUCAGCUGGAUCUCAAGUGGACGGGGACUGGAUGAAGAAUCUGAUCUCCCCGGAGAUCGGUGUGGUUUUCCUGAACAUUACCGACAGACUGAAGUCCAUCCAGGGGGAUCCCAGUGAGCUCCGGAGCUCUGACCUGGCGGCACUGACUCUGCAACACUUAAACCGACUGGAGAUCAAGCCUGAACCUCUGAUCCGGUCCAGUGGACCCACCAUAGAACCAGUGAUUCUGUUCCAGAAGAUGGGAGUUGGUCGUCUGGAGCUAUACACGCUGAACCCUGUCAGUGGCAGUAAAGAACUUGAAGCUUUAAUGCAGAUUUGGCCAAAGGAUGGAUCCAACAUAAAAGAUUCAGAUCUUCCACUACCAUGCCUUGUUUCCAUUUGUGCUUUGCUGGUCUGGCAUCCAUCCAGCCCUCAGGAGAAAAUCAUUCGUGUUCUGUUCCCAGGGUGCACACCGCAGACCAAAAUUCUAGAUGGACUUGAAAAACUCAAACAUCUACAGUUCCUCAAACAUCCAUCAGUGUGUUUGAAUGAUCUAGAAACAUCCAAAACUGAGAAGCAACCAAAACGAGCAGAAAGUAGAGAAAGCCUUAAGUCCCAGUCAAAGGACUUCAGACCCAGCAGUGCCUUGACAAAAGACAAACUUGGACGAGUAGAUGUCAAAAAACAAGAGAUGAAAACGAAGCCAAAGGCAGCUGGGGAUACUGCACCUAAAGAGAGAAAGGAUGCUGAAGAAAAGCCCAAAAUUAAGGAAGCAGAUGCUAAAUUGAAGCCAGCAAAACCUGCUGAAAAGUUCAUUCCAAAGAAAGAUGAGAAGAAGGAGGUAAAGAAGAAGGAUGACAAGACUCCUGCUGUUGCUGUGAAGAAAGACGAGAGUGCAGAGAAGAAGAAAGAAGCCACAAAGAAGGAAAUCACAAGUAUGAAGCCAAAGAAAGACCUUAAACCUGAACCAAAAAAAGACAGCAAGAAGGAUGUAAAAGCAGAGGAAAAGAAAGUGACAAAGCCAAUGCUUAAAGAAGUGAAGAAAGCGGCAAGUGGAGCUUCAAGUGCAGCGUCGACAGCAAGUACAGAUCUGAGGAAGGCUGCAGGUAAAGGUGGGACGCUGAAGAAAGAUGGGACGCUUCCAAAGAAAGACACUCUAAACAAAGGGACUAAAGGUAAGCUGGCUUCAAAGGAGCAGGAGAGCCAGAAGGAGGCCGAUCGAUCUAAAGUAUCAACGCCGGAGGACAUGACGGCUGAAUUUGAAAAGCUUCGAUUGGAAGAUGACAAUGGUAACAAUCAGAGCACAAAGGUUACGGCGGUGAAUUCAGAUGAAGUAAAGGCCAAUGCAAACCAGACCACGACAGUAGAGAGUCCAGAGACGUUCCGCUGUAUGGAGACGGACCGGGCAUCGGUCACCAAAACACCUAAAUGCGCUCCCAGCGUCAACUUCAAUCUCACUCCGACUGCGUACCAACCAGUGGAGGGAUUGCUAAAGAAGGGACUGGACGUCUGCAUGAACUCCGAAGAGAAAACUCUAGAGGUGGUCUCUCCUGCAGAUUCUGCCCCAAACAGCGCCGGACACACCCCUUUCCAUCAGUCCCUUGCGGAGGACACUCGGGGUUUGGGCGAGGACAGCGGCCUUGAGGCCAGAGGCUCCAGUCUGGGCUUUGAGGAUUACAACCAGGGAGGUUCUUGUCGUACGUCAGACCUCAGCUCCCUCAGAGAAGGUCUGGAAAACUCCACAUCCUCUCAGGACAAACAGUCCAGCCUGCUGACACUCAGUCCUUUCAGGGACAUCCUGCCAGACUCCUCCCCCACUAUGACCUCCCUGCCAGCAGAGGUUGGCUCACCACACUCUACAGAAGUCGAUGAAUCACUGUCAGUUUCUUUAGAACAAGCGCUGCCUCCUGCUGCAGCGUCACCCAAAGUCUACUCCAACGGACAUGUCAGUGACUCAGAAACUGGGUUGGUCUUACCUCUGAGGUCAUCCCAUAAUGGACGCUGUGGACCGGAGGGUCACAUACACGGUAUGUCAGAGCUCAUUUCAGACGCCCCCCAUGAUGUGGACCUGUGCCUGGUGUCCCCUUGUGAGUUCCAGCACACCUGGACCCCCGAGACUCACCAGCAGCACGUGAGCCCAGGUCUCGCCGCUACCACCUCACCGAACUACUUUGACAACAACAACUGCUCUCGGGACCAGAGCAGCAGUGACUGUCCUUCAGCCUACAGUCAGGAGACUCCGCCCACAUCGGUGAGCGACUCUCUGCCAACUGCCACCGACUCCGACGUCCCUCCUGGCACCGAGGAGUGUCCCUCCAUCACUGCAGACUCCGACUCUGAUGAGGACUCCAGCAGCCUCUUCCCUCCCAGUUAUCCACCAGAUUAUCCUGGUCCGCACUCAACCCACAGAGUGGGGCAGCUGCACGACCCCCCACCUGCCCCGGUCAAAGAUCUGCCCCCAUUACCCCCUCAGCGUGGAGCCUGCAUGGCUGAUACAGAGACCAACAGAAGCCUAAAGACUUCAGCUGCAAGGACCAAGAAACCUGCAGGUACAAAGGCGACUGGAGCAGCCGCCACCCAGAACGGGAAGUCAAAGGCCGGCAGCUCCACCGGCUCUCUGAAGAUGGCGUCCAGCCUUGACACCAAGCCAUCAUUGCGAAGUUCACUUGGGGGAUCCAGAAUAGGAGCAGCAAAACCGCCAUCUUCAGGUUCCAGAGCUGCAGGUUCUGAGGGUGCUGCAGUCUAUGUGGACUUGGCCUACCUGCCGUCCGGCAGCGCCUCCUCCACCGUGGACUCGGACUUGUUCCGACGCCUUCGCUCGUCGUACUAUGUUGUGAGCGGUGACGAUCCGGUGAAGGAGGAGUCGAUGAGGAGCAUCCUGGACGCUCUGCUGGACGGGAAGAGCAGCUGGCCAGAUGUCCAGGUGACUCUUAUCCCCACAUUUGAUUCGCUGACGAUGCACGAGUGGUAUCAGGAGACCCAUGACCGGCAGCGGGAGCUGUUGGUCACCGUGUUGGGCAGCAACAGCACCGUCGCCAUGCAGGACGAGACCUUCCCCGCCUGCAAGGUGGAGUUCUAAAGGCGAAACCCCGCCCACUCCUCUGACCUCAGAGCAGCUGGAGUGGCGGCGACACAUUACACCCAGACCAGCCCAAAGGAAUAGCCCCGCCCCUUUCGGCUGACGCUUUAGUGAGCAUGCUCACAUAGAAACGGUUCACUCUAAACUUUUCUCACCUGUGUGACGUCAGUGUUUGCUGCCCACCUGUUCUCACCUGCUGGAUCAGCACCUUCAGCUCACUGCAGAGCCAACGUUAGCAUCAAUAUUUCAUCAGUAUCAACUUUUGUUUUAUUCCAUGAGGGAACCGUAGCGGACCAAAGCACAACGUUGUCAAUGUCCGAACAUUUCUAAUCAGCUCAGAUAUAAACUGAUCAACAGUAUUGAUCUGCAUGGUUCUAAUGAAAAUAUUUAGCGAGCAGGAGAUGUGGGCAAAGCUGUGUCGUGUUAGCAUUAGUUAGCUGUAGUUAGCCUGACAGCUAAUGUUAGCUCGGUUGGUUUUAGAUUUGAUGUGAGACAUUUGCCCACUGAAUAUUCCACAUUGAGAGAUUAAUGAGGAGUCGAAAUAUGAUUUUACAUGAUCUUGGAACUAACUCAGAUUAUCCUUUCAAGACAGAUUUUUUUUAUUUAUAAUUAGUCUUUAUGUAAAAUCACCUGUUUUUAUCAGCUGUCUUUAUUGUUCCUGUGGUCUUUAUGUCGACGUCACACAAUCUGAUUUAUGACAAAUCUGGAGAGUCUGAGGACGGAAAUGAUUGUGUUGUUGUGGACAAAAUCUGGUGUCAAUCAGCUGAGACUGUCAGAGCAGCGACAUGAAUCACAGUUCAGCUGCUUCAAUGUUCUCAGGACGUUCCGGUGGAACUCUGAGUUCAGUCUGGAGGACGAACUCAUGGAAACCACCAGGUGGAUGUUGAAGAUAAUCAAAUAGUUGAAAGUGACUCAAAAUUUGACCAAAAGAAGAAAACAGCAGCACUUCCUGACCUCACCUGGUCUCUGAACUUUUCAGUCUGAAUCUGGUAACAGUUUCAGUUUUAUGUCGUAUUUUUUCUCAGAACUUAAUGUGACAGUGAAGCAAUUUAUUUGAUCAGACUGAGCUCAGUCAUAAUAAUCGGUUUACAUGAAUGAAUCCACUUGUUUUUGUGUAGAAGAUGUUUUCUCUUUGAAUGAUAACAUGUUCAUGUCACAGGUGUUGCAGUAUAAGAUGAAGGUUGGAACAGAUGAUUCUGGCCUCAGAACUGUGUGAUUUUGGAUAAAACCUCAGUUUCAGUAAAGGUUUGGUUAUUAGGAACUUUAUUGGCUGAAGAGCGACAGUUCUAACUGUCUGUGUCUGCUCAUUUGAAAUGUCUCCUUCAAUGAGUUUUGAUUCACUCUGAGCUGAAGAUGAUCCUGAUUCGUCCUCUGAGACAUUUCUGUGUUUUUAGCUUCAUUUAAUAAUCGGCUGCUCUGACUUUAAGCAUGAUGAUGAGCCUCAGAGUUCCUAAUUGAAGGGAAACAUCUCCAGAUGUUCUGAAGGUCCUGGUCCAGCAUAGUUUCACAAAUUAUCUGGGACCACUUUUUCUCUCCUGUGAUCCACUUUGAUCGUGUGAAGUUUAAACACGCCGCUGAACUCACCUGUUCAGGUACACCUUCCUCACUCUGCUCUGCAUCACCCACAAUCCUCGACAGCUGGUCAUCUUCAAAUUUCAGCUGCCGUUAUCUGCCAAUCAGCUGCUUCCUGCAGCAGUGCACUCUGGGAGUCGCAGUUCUGUCAACGCUGCAAUGAAAAAUUGAUCAAUCUGUUUAUUCCAUUAUUUUUUGUCUUUUAAUUUUUUUUUUUUUGUAUUUAAAACAACAACUGAAAGAUGAAACUCGACUAAAACAGACACAUUUCAAUCUUUAACUUAUUUAUUUAAUUUAACUUUUUCACAAAUUGUCCUUUUAAAUUUGAUCGUGAGCCUGAUGUUUGGUACGAGAAAACAGAUCUCAUUAUCCAUCCUUGAAACCUUUGUUCUUCAGCCACUGGUGUAUUCUCACUUGUUGGACGCUGAGACUGUUAAAGGACCAGACUGUUGUUUCUAUUGCCAACCUUUUCCGUCUGAUCUCGUUUAACAGAUCAGCAGCGAAGCCUGAAAACUCAGAGACAGACUGUGAAGUUUAAAAUAACUCAAAUAUUAUAUGAUAUGAUAUUUGAAGACAAAGAUGAAGAAGUAAAAUUCAAACACAUUUUCUUUGCAUCUAAUUCUUCCUUAGAAUAUUUAGAUUUUCACAUUUUAACUUGUAGGGAGUUUUAAGUUUUUCUCUGAACGUUUUCGACGUCCUAAAGCUGCGUCAGGCUGCAGAGACGAUCUACAAUCAGAUUAAAAAGCCAUAGUUCCGUCAGAGAUGGGAGAUAUUUUGAUGUUUUCAGCCCCACAGAAACACAGUUUGUGUAAUAAACACUAACUCUGGUGAUUUGCUUUGAAAAUAAAAGUUGCCCUUUAACGAA